Molecule: messenger RNA, 318 nt
Organism: Carya illinoinensis
Lineage: Eukaryota; Viridiplantae; Streptophyta; Magnoliopsida; Fagales; Juglandaceae
Exons: 2
Coding region: 1-318 (105 amino acids)
Source: RefSeq, a predicted model, not a curated record
AUGGCUUUCGCAGUUUUGAGUGCCUCCUCUAUUUCAAGUCAGUUAUCUGCUAUUGAAAUUUUGACUGGAAAUAAUUAUGUGAGAUGGAAAAGAGACGUAGAAAUCGCACUUGAUUUUUUGGGUUUGGAUUUUGCCUUGCAAGAGCAGCCUUCAAAACCUACUGAUAAGAGCACUGCUAAAAAUGUGGUUGAGUAUCGAAAGUGGGAAAGAGCUAACAGGCUUUGUUUAAAAAGCAUCAAACAUUCUAUAUCUGAUUCCAUUAUGGGAGCUAUUCCGGACAAUGACAAUGCUAAAAACUUUUUGGGUGCCAUAGGAUAA